Messenger RNA from Spea bombifrons (plains spadefoot toad), 3914 nucleotides. It is a transcript of the gene UNC5A, whose product is annotated as unc-5 netrin receptor A. Gene Ontology annotation, cellular component: membrane. Gene Ontology annotation, molecular function: protein binding; netrin receptor activity. The record is from RefSeq and is a predicted model, not a curated record. NCBI's taxonomy places the organism in Eukaryota, Metazoa, Chordata, Amphibia, Anura, Pelobatidae. Gene Ontology annotation, biological process: netrin-activated signaling pathway; anterior/posterior axon guidance. The coding region runs from base 78 to 2843 and encodes 921 amino acids. The transcript is spliced from 17 exons.
UGGAGGGAUACCCUGAAACCAGCCUGGCUCAGACUUCGCACCCUCAUAUUCAGUGACAUCUCAACUUCUGUCCUGCAAUGGGCUCAUGGCUUUGGGACUCCAGUCUGGACACAAGGAUGGGGGCAGCAUGUUUUCUGCUGGUCAGCGGCUUUCUCAGCCUACAUCUUCCUCCUUCUGGUUGCCAACAGAGCUCAGGCCCAGUAAAUCCUUUCCCGGUGCCAAUGCCAGGUGCAGUGGGUCUUGGGGGGCAAGGAGGAGAGCUGCUUCCACACUUCCUCCUGGAACCAGAAGAUGUCUUCAUUGUAAAGAACAAGCCAGUGACCUUGAGCUGUAAAGCCACGCCGGCCACGCAGAUCUACUUUAAGUGCAAUGGAGAGUGGGUACCUCAGACUGACCACGUGAUCAAACCGAAUGCUGACCUUAGCACGGGUCUACCUAUUAUGGAAGUGAGGAUAGACAUCUCACGGCAGCAAGUAGAGAAGAUCUUUGGUUUGGAGGAAUAUUGGUGCCAUUGUGUGGCCUGGAGCUCCUCUGGUACCUCCAAAAGUCAGAAGGCAUUUAUUCGUAUUGCAUACCUCAGGAAGAAUUUUGAGCAAGAGCCAGCGUCCAGAGAAGUGUCAUUGAAUCAAGAGGUGAUGCUGUUGUGUCAACCACCUGAGGGAAUUCCUCCUGCAGAGGUGGAAUGGCUAAAGAAUGAAGAUAUAUUGGACCCCGAAGUUGACUCCAACCUCUACGUUGGUUCAGACCACAGCCUUAUCCUGAGACAGGCUCGGCUAGCUGACACUGGGAAUUACACUUGUGUGGCCAAAAAUAUAGUAGCCCGACGGAGAAGUAACUCAGCAGCCAUUACAGUAUUUGUAAAUGGAGGGUGGUCAUCCUGGACUGACUGGUCACCCUGUAGCACGACAUGCGGAAGGGGUUGGCAAAAAAGGAGUCGAAGUUGCACCAACCCCACACCCUUGAAUGGUGGUGCCUUUUGUGAGGGGCAGAACCUCCAGAAAACAGCAUGCACAACACUUUGCCCAGUGAGUGGCGGAUGGGCUGAGUGGAGCUACUGGUCUGCGUGUUCCUCAGACUGCACCCACUGGAGAAGUAGGGAGUGUACCCAACCAUCCCCACGGAAUGGGGGUCAGCAGUGCCCAGGACAUGACAAUGAAACCCAAAACUGCACCAGUGAGCUCUGCAUGCACACUGUAACCAUGCCUUUGAACAUUAUAAAGUCAAAUGUAGCUGUGGGUGCCCCUGAAGACGUGGCAAUGUAUGUGGGCGUGGUGGCAGUGGCCGUGUUCCUAGUCCUGCUACUGGCGGUGAUACUGGUGUGUUGGCGCAGGAAGGAAGGUCUGGAUGCAGAUGUGGCCGAUUCAUCCAUUCUUACCGCUGCAUUUCAGCCUGUCAGUCUCAAGCCUGGUAAAGUAGGCCAGGCUCAUUUAUUGACCAUUCAGCCUGAUCUUAGUACAGCCACCAUGACCUAUCAGGGAUCCCUGUGCCUUCGACAAGAUGGUGGAAAUAAGUUUCAACUAACCAAUGGACACCUUCUGCCCCCAAUGGGUCCUGGUAUACCAAGGGAGCAUAGCCACACCUUACCACGCCUCUCCACUCAGAGCUACUUCCGUACAUUGCCACGCGGAGCCAGCAAUAUGGCGUAUGGCACCUUCAAUUUUCUAGGGGGGCGUCUGAGGAUCCCUAAUACAGGUCUCAGCCUACUUAUUCCUCCAGAUGCAAUUCCCCGGGGAAAAAUCUAUGAAAUCUACCUGACCCUACACAAACAAGAGGAUGUGAGGUUACCUCUAGCUGGAUGUCAGACGCUCUUGGGUCCCAUCAUCAGCUGUGGCCCCCCCGGAGUCCUGCUUACCCAGCCUGUCGUCUUGGCAAUGGACCACUGUGUGGAAGCCGGCCCUGAGAACUGGACUGUGCGCCUAAAGAAGCAGUCCUGCGAAGGCAGCUGGGAGGAUGUCUUGCAGCUUGACGGGGGAAGUCCAUCCCAUCUCUAUUACUGUCACAUGGAAUCCCGCAGCUGUUACCUAUUCACUGAGCAACUGGGGCGCUUUGCUCUGGUGGGAGAGUCCCUCAACAUGUCAGCCACAAAGCGCCUGAAACUACUGCUCUUUGCUCCAGGCUCCUGCUCUACUUUGGAGUACAGCCUGCGUGUCUACUGCAUUACAGACACACAAGAUGCCAUAAAGGAAGUGAUACAGCUUGAGAAACAGCAGGGAGGACAAUUGAUGGAUGAACCCCGGCUUUUGCAUUUUAAAGACAGCUAUCACAACUUGCGUCUCUCUGUGCAUGACAUGAAUAGCACCAUGUGGAAGAGCAAGCUCCUGGCCAGCUACCAGGAAAUCCCAUUCUACCAUAUCUGGAACGGAGUCCAUCAAAACCUUCACUGCACCUUCACAUUGGAGCGCUUCAGCCUCAGCACUUGUGAACUCUCCUGCAGGGUCUGGGUGUGGCAGGUGGAAGGAGAUGGCCAGAGCUUUAAUAUUAACAUCAAUCUUAACAAGGAAAUUCGUCCAUCACCAGUGCUGCUGGAGGAAAGAGAAAAGGAAGGAGUUGCCCUGGUGGGCCCUAGCGCCUUCAAGAUUCCGUUCCUAAUGAGACAGAAAAUCAUAACCAGCCUUGACGAGCCAUCAUCUCAUGGAGCAGACUGGAGGAUACUAGCCCAGAAACUUAAUGUGGACAGCCAUCAAGGUUUCUUAAUCUCUAAAUCAAGUCCAACGGCAGUACUCCUGAAUUUCUGGGAGGCGCAGAACUUCCCAACUGGAAACCUGGCACGGCUUGCCGCAUUGGUGGCAGAAAUUGGCAAGCAAGACUCAUUGAUGUACAUGAUGUCAGAGGCAGAAUGCUAAAGAUGUAUCUGCAAUCUACGUUCUUUUUUUCCAGCUUGUCCUAUAUCCAGGCUUUGCUUGGUAAGGGCCACUAACCCUAUUUCUAUGGAGAAGCUUAGGUCUGUGGAUGUUACUCACCAGUAGCCCCCCGUCCCCACGGUAAACGUGAGGUAGAGGGCUUUUACCACAAUGUGCUCAUAUCUUGCCUGCUAUGGUUUUGAAUCCUCUAACAAGGACAAAGAUCAAAUUCUUUUAUGUAGAGCAGUAUCUUCAAAAAAAUAAGACCCUACCUGCAAAUAUAAUGGGAUUCUUACAGCUCUCAACCACAAUUUAAGUUUAAAGUACAUCUUGGACGCCAAGGGUGGGGAUCUUGCUUUUACUUUAUAACCUAAAAAACAAAUGUAAGAUUGUGCUACACUAUUUUGUUGGCCCUUCCAAAGAACGAGAUGACCUCGUCUUACAUUACCAUGCACACUUCAGUGACUAAUGUGUUGUGCAAUGAACACAGUGCAACUGUGGAGGGAAGGUAACCCAACACCAGAUACCACAAACCUUUCUCCCCAGAUCAAGUGUCUUGUAUUGCUACCUUGUCCCGUGAAGGUGCGGCGGUGACACCCCGUGUUUUGUUGUUAAGUUGUAACCAACACCCAUUCCCAGGUAAGUGGUGAAAGGUACAAAUAUAGAUUGUAAUUGAAGGAAUCUCACAGAAAAAAAACCACACACACACAGGCAUUCCCUAUACAAUAGCCAUAAUAACAGGUAAAAUAAAGUGUUCACAACCGGCCCUUUCACCCCUGAAGCCAGCUGUAUAUGCAAAACAAGACCACUCCCAGCUCCAGGAGUGCGUGAACGAGCGUGUGCGUGACUGUGAAAGUGUGCGCACAAGUGUUUUCUUAAUUUAAGAUUCUAAGAGAAAGUCAUUUGAACAAUAAAAUGUGUAAUGAUCAGUGUUUUUUUCUACAUUCUGUAUUAAAGUGCAUUCAAGUAUUUACACUUGGCCUUAUGUAUAUAUUUUGUUCAUUCCGCUGAAUUAAGGUGUAUAGUACUUUUAGGUGACUUGAAUGUAAAUAAAUGAUAUAUAUAUUGCUAAAA